Aaosphaeria arxii CBS 175.79 is the source of this 562-nucleotide messenger RNA. RefSeq names its product CBP4-domain-containing protein. Gene Ontology annotation, cellular component: mitochondrial membrane. NCBI's taxonomy places the organism in Eukaryota, Fungi, Ascomycota, Dothideomycetes, Pleosporales. Gene Ontology annotation, biological process: mitochondrial respiratory chain complex III assembly. Bases 1 to 354 code for a protein of 117 amino acids. The transcript is spliced from 4 exons. The record is from RefSeq and is a predicted model, not a curated record.
AUGCCCAGCGUCGGGACAUAUGUGAAAGCCAUCUCUGCUGGCGCCGCAAUAUGCAUAGGAGGCCCAGCAUUCGUAUACUACAUAUCCCCCACCGAAGAAGAAAUCUUCAAGAAGUACAAUCCGGAAUUGCAGAAGCGUGCACUUGCCAACCGAGAAGUACGGCAGCAGGAGUUCGAUUCAUUUGUGAAUCAUCUCAAGGAGGCGAGCAGGUCGGAGAAACCAAUUUGGAUAGCGCAAAAGGAGAUGGAGAAGAAGCUUUCGGAAGACCGAGCACAGCGCUUGAGGGAUGAGCGAGAAAGCCUCGCUGCGGAGGCGGAACGAAGGCGUGCUGAGAUAAGGGAUAGCACCAAGUGACGGCAAUGAUAUAUCAUUUUGUAUAACAGAUUUUUCAUCACUCACUGUAUUGUUUAAACAUUCAAAGCACCCUGGGGUAUGGCGUAGGAUUGGCUUCGCGCAAUAACAACAAUUUCAAUAUUGUAGACGACUAUAAUCAAGAAAUUGUACAAUUCGGCCACGGAAGCUCACGCGAUUAACCCGCGAUCCUCUAGAUAUCCAGUCCUAU